Molecule: messenger RNA, 6873 nt
Organism: Lemur catta (Ring-tailed lemur)
Lineage: Eukaryota; Metazoa; Chordata; Mammalia; Primates; Lemuridae
Gene: CPLANE1
Product: ciliogenesis and planar polarity effector complex subunit 1
Exons: 35
Coding region: 72-6491 (2139 amino acids)
Biological process (GO): cilium assembly
Cellular component (GO): ciliary transition zone
Source: RefSeq, a predicted model, not a curated record
UAGAUCCCAUUGAAGAAGAAGAUGCAAAUUUGCUAUUUGGUUCAGUGCAAGAAGUACUGAAAGCAUCAGUUAUGGCUGAUGCAGAUAUUCUGUCAGAGACAUUUCAGCUUCUGAUAGACUCCGCCAAGGACUUCAGUAAGAGACUCUGGGGCUUAGUGCCAGUCGGCUUGUAUCUUCCGGCUCCUCCAUUAUUUUGUCCCCAGCCAGCUAUUCUUAGUGAAGAAGAUGGUGAUGAUCUUCUUUUAAAAGCUGAAAAAGAUAAUCGCCAAAAGGUGUCUGGAAUCCUACAGCGUGUUCUCUUGCUUUUCCGGGCAGCUCGAUGUUCUUUUCCUGUAGCACAGUGGUAUAUCUUGCAGUUGAGGUGGGCAAGAAAAGUCAUGCAGAAGAUUCGAAUGAAAGGGUCCCUUCCUUCGUUGAAUCCUUUCCCUCAGUCAUUACUUAAUUAUUGUAAAGGAGGUGUAGCAUUCUUUAUUCCUGGAGCAACUGGAGACCACAAGCUUGAUGAAGUUUCCAUUAGAGUAAUAGGUUGCUUCAGAGAACUUUGUGCUUUGUGUUGGAUGCUGCAUGUCCGUGAUAAGUUAUCCUAUAGUUGCAGGCAAUAUCAGAAAGCAAGAGAAAAUAGAAGGGGAGAAAAGGACUUCGAAGUGGAGUUUGAUUCUUGUGUGGUUGAGCACUGUCUCAGUACGGUGGAAUGGGCUUAUAGAAUGCUGCCUUUCUCUCGGUUUUUUAAUAUCGAAGAUCUUAUUCAGGAUGUAAUUUUGAGUCUUAUUGGAGAACUGCCACCAAUCAGACAGGUAGCAGAAAUUUUCGUGAAAGCAUUUCCCAAUCCUAAAGAUGUAAGGGUUCCUUUAAGAGAAAAAUAUCAUUCUCUUCAACAGAGACUCAGACACUGUGUUGUAAAAGGUCCCCAGACUGAGGAAAUGAUGUCUGGUAUCAUGCAUUCUAUCCAUAAAGUGAGGGCAAAAGCCCUAAAACGUGUGCGGAGAAAUAUAGGCUCUUUUGAGAUGAAUAUAUGGGAACCAAGUGAAGAAGAAAAACCAGAUGAGGCUCCAGGUUUUGACAGGUUUUCCUUGGGGACUAGUUUGAGCAGAAGUACACUCACAGAACUGGGAAAUUCUGUGGUUCACAGUGAUGCAGAUACAGCAGAUACAUUCUCUGAAGUUUUGUUGGUUGAAGAAACAAGUAGGACACAUUUCUAUCAAAGAAGUGCCCUAAAUCAUACGGAAUUAACAUUGAUUGGUAAGCACAGUGAUAAAAAGGAAAUAUGUCAUCAGAAAGAAAACCCUAAAAGGAAAGAAGAUCGUGAAAAGUUAUCACAAAGUACUCUUCCUAUAAUAGGUGUUUGGGAAUUUGAACGUGAUGAUGAUGAAUAUAUUAAAUUCCUUGAUCUCUUCUUGAGUUACGUUCUUGAAAAAGAUCUACAUAGUGCUAGGGAUCUUGGCAUUCCAUUUCUAACCAGCUUUUCUGGGCAGCUUAGAGAACAUGAGCUUAAUUCUUUACUUUUUGACGUACAUACAACAUUAAAACGACGUCAGGGCAAAACUAAAAGCCAAAAUGUGUUUAGAGCUGGCUCUUGCUUUGUUGCUGCUCCUGAGUCAUAUGAAUCUGAAAAAUCAUCCUCUUUAAAUGAAGGAUAUACCAUAAAUUUAGAAAACCAGACACUUUCAACUUCAGUAAUGUUUAACCAAGGGAUCACACCAUUUUUAGAGAACCCUUUGAAUGAAGUCCAUAAAAAUGAAGGAAAGAGUGGAUUGUUCGGUUUAAAACAAAAGUCAAUUUACAGAAUACAAGAUGACAAUCGAGAGAAACCUCUAAUCCAGAGAUCAUCAAAUAUUUUUUGGAGUCCCAAGUCCAUUAAAACUAGAAGAUGUAUUUUCAGAGCAAUUCAGUGCGAUGAUAUUAACCCUCAGGAAGAUCUUCCUGUAGCCCUAGAGAACACAUUUGGCAGUAUAGGAAGACUGCUGGAAUGGAUGAUAAGGUGGUCUGAUAGGAGACUGCUCUGUGAUUCUGGGAUAACUGAGUCAUUCUGUGAGUACAGUCCAGUACUUCGUGUAAAGACCUCUACAGCUGCCAUUCUUACAUCAUUAUGGCUUUUGGAACAACCCUAUUUUGCUCCAUAUAAGGCAAAAAAUGGCAUUAUUAAGGUAGUAGAGAAUCAUUACACCGGGUCUCAGAUUGUUCCCAGUAUUGAGAAGGAGCACAAAACAGAUGCUGGCUGUUUAGCUGCAGUAGCAAGUCAAGGUGGAACUGAGGAAAGAAAUGAUCAGAAUAAAUCUUGUCAAAGUAUCUUGAAUAGAAUGCCAACUGAAGCAAAAAAUCCUGAAGUAAGAGAAAUCAAUGAUGAGAUUAUUUCCAUCACUCAUAAUACUGAAAAAGAAUUUAUAGAUAUCAAUGAAGAUCUUUUAGAAGUAGAAACAUUUACACAGGAGGAAAUGGAUAUGCACAUAUCAGACUAUGAAGAAGACACCAAAGAACCUGUUGGAGGUCUCAAAAGUCCCAAUAUUGCCAUUUGUACACUGACUUUACCACAACAGUUAGAACAUUCCACAGAAGAAGUUCAGUGUCCAAGAGAAGAAACACUGGAGACAAAUAUGGAGAAAAAAUUGACUGAACAGAAAAGUAUGAUCGAAGCUGUUUCCAAUCCUGAACAUACCAUUCCUCAUUCAUUUUGUGUAGACACAAGUUCAGAAAUUUCUAGUGCACAGAUUUCUACAUUUAAAGACAAAUCUUCUUCAGUUCCACCUCUGGUAUCAAGUGGAGUCACUGUUGCUUCACAAACACCUGUUCCAAUACCUCAGAAGACCCAGAGAAAUGAACACAUGGCUCAAUUACCAGAUUCUUCAGAUUCUGUUAGGCAAAUGCUCCAAGAUGAAAUGUUUAAAUUAGUUCAGCUGCAACAGAUCAACUUCAUGAGCCUAAUGCAAGUAGUAGGAUCAUCCUUUGCUAAUAUCCCAGAUAUACAUCAACUUCUACAGCAGUCUCAGUCUGUGCAUUUGGGGGGAAGCCAAGUCUCAAACCCCCCAGGAAGAGGGUGUGGUGAUGUUGAAGACAGCAGCAGAAAUCUUAAGGAGCGAUUUUUCAUAAAACCACAGUCCAUGGGAGAGUAUGGCAGAGAGCCUGGCAAGAACAGCCCCCACUACCAUGAAGGAAUUAUCCAGUCUGAUCAAACUAGUAAUGGAAAUGUACAGAAUGUUCCAUGUGAGUCUACUCCUUUAUGUCAAUUAGAUGGCCAACCUAAAAAGAGAGGACUAACCCCAACAUCUCAAAACUCACCUCCCAUUUUGUUUUCUCCAGCUCCUGGAAAUACUCACCUCCACCUUUUGUCUACACCUUCUGUUGUUCAGAAGACACCUAUACUUAUCCCACGUGCAAAAACUUUUAGUCCUAGUGAUGGUUUUCCUUUGCUUCAAUUUCAGCCUAAGCGUGAAUUCAAGCCCCUUUGCUUACCUACAGGAAGAGUUCCACAAGUUCCCUUUAGGCCUCUGCCACAACCAAGAGAGGCUUGGGGAUUAUCUGUUUCCUGUCAGCCUGCUUUGCCACGGAAAGUAAUGCAUACUACUUCAAUAUCCCAUUUGAAUUUAAGCCAGUAUAAUACUGAAGUCAUAAAAAAAGCAGUCGAGCAGAAGAAAUGGGAAGAAAGUGUAAUUGCAGAAAUUCCUAAGCAUGUGAACUUGGAUCAGUAUAUUGGACAAGAAAACUGGACAACUCAACAGGACUCUUCAAUAUGUAUAAAACCAGAAAAAAAUUUUAAUAUUAAGCCAGGGCCCCUGGAGAUAUCUCCUCACAGUUCCUUUGGACUUCCAUUAUUGCACUUGCAAUUUAAACCUCCUUAUGUAUUUUCAUCAACCUCAAGCGCAUCAGUUACAGUUCCCUCAAUGCCUAUCAGAACUGUAGCAGAAGAAAGAAAAUACCCAAGACUAUCAUUACUUCAUUCAUGUCUGUCCCCAGAAAAUAUGUACAAAAAACUGCAACUUAUCCCACUUGAAAACCUCACUGCAUUUAAACAAAGACAACAGAAACUAACACCUAAUUUAUUUGAACAAGGUGAUUCUAGACACCUUCAACUACUAAAGGUCAAAACAGAGCCAUCUGAAGUAAGACAAGGAAAGGACAGUAAAAAAAGGCAGAGGAGAAGAGCAGAGAAAGAGUUGCAAGAAAAAAGAUCUGAGAAACUGAAGAGAAAACCAAGUGUGACUUUUCGACCAGAGGAUUCCAUCAUUAAUAAUGAAGAUUCAGAAAUCAUUAAUAAUGACAAUUCAGAAAUUAUUAAGAAACCCAAGGAACAACAAGAACAUUGUGGUUCCCAGCCUUUGGUUGACUUUGACAUUCCUUUUGAAAUGCUACAAGAUGACCUUAAUACUUCAGCUGGAUUGCAUUUCAUGGCCUCUAUAAAAAAGAAAGCUAUAGGAAGUCAGGAUGCCAGUACAAAUACAGACCCAGUACAAGAUAAGGAAGCUGCUUCUCAAGAAGUUGUUUCUGAAUGUGGUAAAAAUCAACAAAUCAUUUCUUGCACAGCAGAACACGAACCUUUGAAUGUUCCUCAGCUGUUGGAUCCAGAUGUAUAUCUAAAUCUCAAGCUUUCCACUGAAAUAUCAGAUAAACCUUUGUCACCUUCAACACCUCAUGCAGUAACAAAUUUGGUCGGACAUACUUAUAUAAAUGUAAUUGACAUUGAAGCUGAUGAUCUACAGGAAUUACCUGUCAGAGAAGAGCCUUCAAAUGAUAAUGUUAUCAAACAGCAAAGUGAUCAUCCAGAGGUUCCUUCGUCUGCAGAGUUACAUUAUAUGGCAGCUUCAGUUACUAAUGCUUUUCCUCAACACAAUUUUAAGAGUCAAGAAUCUGCCAAUUCUGCCAUGGAUUUAUUUUCUAUACCUGCAAAAGUGACUCCAGCCUAUCUGGAUGGAAAAAGCUGGAGAGCAGGCAUCACAGAUGUGAAGAAGCCUGGUGUCACCUCAUCAACACCAUCAGACAUACAGCAGGACAAAGGUCUGCCAAAACCAGAGUUCCAAUUCAAAGAGGAGAGAACAAAGACAGACUCUGCAGAAGAUUACCCGUUGUGGAAACUGCUGCAGGAUGUCUCUGCCACUUGCCCUGCACCAAGCCCUGCAGCUCGCCGACUAGAGCAUCUCACCUCUAAGCUUCAGAAAAUUGAUGAACAGCUGUCAACAAUACAGAACAUCGCUGAAAAUAUAGAGCAGGAUUUCCCCAGGCCUGAAAUGCUAUAUCUGCAUUGUGAUAAGGUUGGACGAACAGAUCACGUUGAAUUGUCUUCCGGCCCUGAAUUUGAAAAACCAUUAGCUUCAAAAACCAUUAGCAUUUCUGAAGAAGUACAAUUUUUGACUGUUAUGGAUGAUGAAGAUCAAAGUAACAAAGAGGAGACUUCAGAAGUUGAAUUUUCAGUAACACAGAAUCAUUCUAGUCGGAAAACCUGUAUGUUUCCUACUGCCAGUUCAGCUGUCAGCCUUUCCAGUGAGCAGAAUACUACUACGCCUGGUAUGAAUAACAGUGAUGAAUUAUUUGAGAGCGUUUCAGAAGAUCCACUCCAGAUGACUGGAUUGACUGAUAUUGCAGACAUUAUUGAUGACCUUAUAAGUAAAGAUGGAAUUUCCAGUGAGGAGCUUGGCUUAACAGAACAACAAGCUAGGAAUAUCUCCAGAAUUCAGCAUUCUUCUGGCAGACAUCCACAAAGAACUGAGAAGGAGAGAAGAGAGAUUCAAGUCUGGAUGAAAAGAAAACAAAAAGAAAGAAUGGCAGAGUAUCUAAAGCAGCUGGCAGAAAAGAGAGGGCAAGAACAUAAUCCUUUCUGCCCUAGAAGCAAUCCAUUUUACAUGACUUCAAGGGAAAUCAGACUGAGACAAAAGAGGAAGCAUGAAAAAGACAGAUUGCUGCUCUCUGAAAACUAUAGUCGUCGAAUCUCGCAAGCAUAUGGUCUGAUGAAUGAGCUGUUGUCUGAAUCAGUACAACUACCAACAGUUGCACCGAAACCAUUGCCUAACAAACCCAGCACUACUCAACCAUCCAGACGGCAACACUGCCCUUCUCCAAGAGGAGAGAAUCAACAUGGUCACAACUGUCCAUUAAAUCGACCUAGAAAAGUCAGAUAUAUAUCCAAACCAAGUUGUACCCGUAAGGGAAAACCUUUUGAGCAACCUCAAGGCUCACCUCGGUCAUGUGGUUCUCAUGCUCCAUGUCGAACUUGGCAGCAUACAAAAAAACAUGGACGUGCUGGGCUUGUACCUCAAACCAAGCAGGUGUGUAUAGAGUACGAGAGAGAGGAGACUGUGGUGAGUCCCUGGAUGUUGCCCUCAGAAAUCCAUAAGAUUCUUCAUGAGAGUCACAAUUCCCUUCUACAAGACUUGUCACCAACUGAAGAGGAAGAGCCAGAGCCUCCUUUUGGGGUGGGUGGCAUGGACAGCAUUUCUGAGAGCACCGGCAGCAUCCUCAGCAAGCUUGACUGGAAUGCCAUUGAAGACAUGGUGGCCAGUGUGUAGGACAAGAGCCUGUCUGUCCACUGUGCCCUAGACCUGUAAGACCUGGAUAUCAUUCUGUUUCCAGGCAGAGGCCAGCACCUCAGUAAUGUGGUUCUGAAAGAUUUGUGGUUUUGAGAGAGAGAGAGAAGCAAUGAAGGAAGCAAUGGGAAUUUACCACCUGUAGCCAUAUUAUUACCUGGAUUAGCCAUUUUAAGAGGGAAAAUAAACAUUUCUCAAUAACUCUGUCUUCAUGGGGAAAGGCUUAUUUAAUUAUAGAUGUAUAUAUGUUUUUGCAUUUGACUUAUCAUUAGGUAUAAUUUAAAAAGUGAUAACUACCUUUCAAGCCAACUGUACAUAUUUAAACUGCUUUCAAUAAAAACCUUGUAUCUCACCACCUCUUUUA